AUGCCUCCUUUAACAAUCAGAAACCGGUUUUUCCGUUCGCGGCCACGACAACAUAGGGAAAGUGGAUCUUCGGUUCCAGUCAGAAGUAACAAUACUCGUGAUAUGACUACAGACCAGGCAACGCGACAACCUUCUAAACAUGCUCUGAGCCAUUUUACUUAUUCUUUUACGCCUGUAAUGAGUCUUGGGUGCCCGUCUCAAGAAAUCGCCAAUGUAGACUUUCAUACUUCUGAGGUAUUACAUGACGAACCGAAUCUCCUCUUUGACUUCACAUCCUAUGAGAAG
Dentiscutata erythropus is the source of this 285-nucleotide messenger RNA. NCBI's taxonomy places the organism in Eukaryota, Fungi, Glomeromycota, Glomeromycetes, Diversisporales, Gigasporaceae. The record is from the annotation of a GenBank genome assembly.